Puccinia triticina is the source of this 336-nucleotide messenger RNA. RefSeq lists its product as uncharacterized. The transcript has 3 exons. Lineage: Eukaryota; Fungi; Basidiomycota; Pucciniomycetes; Pucciniales; Pucciniaceae. The record is from RefSeq and is a predicted model, not a curated record. The coding region runs from base 1 to 336 and encodes 111 amino acids.
AUGAAACUGUUUGACCAUGCGACCAGCAUCGUCGCCAGUGCGCACAUCGCGAUCACCAUCCUCAUGCUCUCCGUUCACGUUGCGCUUCCAGCCGUUUACGGCGGUAGCGACAAACCUCCUAUUCCCUGCAGCCAAGUCGGAUGGGGAUCGCCGGACACAGAUGGCAUUAGCAACACUCGCUUUAGUGCCUCGAGCGACUUUCUAGCGCAGAAACACCGAUCCCGGACUGUUGCAAGAUUUCCAUUCUCAGCACACCUUUUUCGUUGCUCCGGUUACAAGACUAGUCAUCCCCUAGCCGAUCAUGCAUCACUGCGCAGAAUCUUCGCACACUGUUAA